AGAUGCACUGGGGGACGGGCGGCCUCAGGAACCAUCCUCCUCCGUAUCUUUAUCUUUCUUUGCAAAUAAAAGUCAAAUCAUAACGAGCUAAAGCAACCCACCUUCCUCACCUAUAAGCUGGAACAUUAUUAUCAAAUAUCUCUAUUUUCUUUUCCCAAAAUUCAAGGGUUUCUUUAAUUCCCAUAUCUUAAUUCUUUCAAGUUCAUCGGCUUCGUUGUCGUCGUUUCCUUCUCCAAUUCUCCUCUGGCUCAGGUGGGGUUUUCUUUUGAAUCAAGGGGUUUCCAAAAAAGUCUUUGAGGGGUUCGGAGACGGAUUUGGGUAUGGCGUCGUCGUCGAGCUCCGGUGUUACUGGAUCUACUGAUUCAACAACUGCAAGAAGACAGACCAAGCGACCCAAGUAUUCAAAGUUUACACAACAAGAACUUCCAGCAUGCAAGCCAAUUCUUACACCAAAAGCGGUUAUUUCAGCAUUCUUGUUCGUCAGUGUUGUCUUCAUUCCUAUUGGAGUUGCUUCCCUAUUUGCUUCACGAGAUGUUGUUGAAAUUAUUGAUAGGUAUGAGUCUGCGUGCGUGCCAAGUAAUUAUACUGACAAGGUAGCUUUCAUCCAGAGCUCUGCAGACAAAACAUGCAACCGGACUCUAACAGUGAAAAAGCGUAUGAAAUCACCUAUUUAUGUUUACUACCAGCUGGACAACUUCUACCAGAAUCAUCGAAGGUAUGUUAAAAGCCGAAGUGAUGUGCAGUUAAGAGAUCCUAAAAAACAGAGCUCUGUAAGUGAUUGUAAGCCGGAAGACAUGUUUAACGGAUCAGCAAUUGUGCCUUGUGGUCUUAUAGCCUGGAGUUUGUUCAACGACACAUAUAGCUUCUCCUUGAACAGCAGGAAUUUGACUGUGAAUAAGAAAGGCAUCUCUUGGAAGAGUGACAGAGACCACAAAUUUGGAAAUGAUGUUUUCCCGAAAAACUUCCCCAAUAACUUCAAGAAUACGAGUGCUCUUAUAGGUGGUGCGAGUCUUAAUGAAUCUAUACCAUUAAGUGAGCAGGAAGAUCUUAUUGUGUGGAUGCGGACUGCUGCACUGCCAACUUUUAGGAAGUUGUAUGGAAAGAUAGAGACAGAUCUGAAUCCUGGUGACUCCAUUCAAGUGAUAUUGGAAAACAACUACAACACAUAUAGUUUUAAUGGGAAAAAGAAGCUUGUGCUGUCAACUACUAGCUGGCUUGGUGGAAAGAAUGACUUCCUUGGUAUCGCUUAUCUCACCGUUGGAGGGUUGUGCUUCUUCUUGGCUUUGUCUUUCACCAUUGUAUAUUUUAUCAAGCCAAGGCAACUUGGAGAUCCUUCAUAUUUAUCUUGGAAUAGAAAUCCAGGAGGGCACUAAGCCAGAGAAACUGUGCUUGGUUGAACUUUCAAGGCUCCAAGGCGCUAGGGUCUUUUUACUUUGGCUGGUGUAAUUUUGUAUAUCUAUAUUACCAAUGUGUACUAGUCACUCUUAAGAAAUUACACUGUAUUUUUUCUCUUUCUUACAUUAUAAUUUUGCUUGUAUGUGUAGAAAAUGGAAUUCGAUGUGGUUAUAGUCGCUUCUGAUACAACUUGGGAAAACAUGAGUCCUUUGGAUGAUUCA
This is a messenger RNA of Neltuma alba, 1616 nucleotides long. Its product is annotated as ALA-interacting subunit 3. The coding region runs from base 321 to 1373 and encodes 350 amino acids. The record is from RefSeq and is a predicted model, not a curated record. The transcript has 8 exons. NCBI's taxonomy places the organism in Eukaryota, Viridiplantae, Streptophyta, Magnoliopsida, Fabales, Fabaceae. Gene Ontology annotation, cellular component: endoplasmic reticulum; Golgi apparatus; plasma membrane.